CAAAUGGAAAGAGAAAAUCUCAAUUUAAGACUUGCCUAAGUCAGAUUAACCUAUGGGCCUGUCUGUGAGGAAUUUUCUCACUCACUAAUUGUUGUAGGAGAACCUAGUUGGAUAUAGGUAUGCCAUCUUUAGGAGUUAAAGUUCCUCGUAAUUUUCGCUUGUUGGAAGAACUUGAAGAAGGACAAAAAGGAGUGGGUGAUGGUACGGUUAGCUGGGGCCUUGAAGAUGACGAAGACAUGACACUUACAAGGUGGACAGGCAUGAUUAUUGGGCCACCAAGGACAAACUAUGAAAACAGAAUAUAUAGCCUGAAAGUAGAAUGUGGAUCUAAAUACCCAGAAGCUCCUCCAUCAGUUAGAUUUGUAACAAAAAUUAAUAUGAAUGGAAUCAAUAAUUCCAGUGGAAUGGUGGAUGCACGGAGCAUACCAGUAUUAGCAAAAUGGCAAAAUUCCUAUAGCAUUAAAGUUGUACUUCAAGAGCUAAGACGUCUCAUGAUGUCCAAAGAAAACAUGAAACUUCCACAGCCACCAGAAGGACAGACGUACAACAACUAAUUUUAGUGGAUCUUAAACUUGUCUUAAAUCAACAACCUUCUACUCAUGUUAAUGUCUUGAUUAAAUAUCACCAUGCAAAAUACCCACACAUUAAGUAAAAGAAUUGCAGCUGGUAAACAUGACCUGGACAGUUGUAAGAAUAUAUUUAACAUAUGUACACCUAUUAUGUUUUCAGGUAACAAGAGAAAUGCAGCACAAUUUUUCUUUCUCUUCUUAAAGCACUGUCAUUUAAACAUGAACCUGAAGUACUCAAAAUGAAAUUCAGGUUUUCAAGACAGAAGCAUGGCAAAAGAGUGUCAGAUGGCCAUGGAAACAUUUGUUUCUCUGAAAAGUAAAGUCUCAAGAAGGAAGAACAGAAAUGGCAUGCUUUAUCCAUCACAUUUAGAGCUGCAGUUGGAAUCGUUUAAAAUAGCAGAUAUAAUGAAUAGUCAACAGUUGUGAUAAUUCUUGACGCGGUGUGGGUGCUGACUACUGUUAGUAUCAAAAAUAGGUUCAGGAUUGUUUUGAUACCUGUAUUUAUAAUAAAAAGAUGUUUGGGGUUUUGAAUUUCUGUUAAAAGCUGUUCCUGUUUGUUACAUGUAACAGACAUAAUAAUUUGUUUACAGUCUUUGUUUAAUAAAACAUGCUUAGGAGUUUUAAGUGAAGUCAACAAAAAGGAAAUAGGUGUAUGGAAAUGUGAUUUUGAGAUGAAAGUUAGUCUUAAAAUGUAAAUAAAGUAUGGAAUGUGUCUUCAGA
Molecule: messenger RNA, 1289 nt
Organism: Mastomys coucha (southern multimammate mouse)
Lineage: Eukaryota; Metazoa; Chordata; Mammalia; Rodentia; Muridae
Gene: Ube2v2
Product: ubiquitin conjugating enzyme E2 V2
Exons: 4
Coding region: 120-554 (144 amino acids)
Biological process (GO): DNA damage tolerance; protein K63-linked ubiquitination
Cellular component (GO): nucleus
Source: RefSeq, a predicted model, not a curated record